ACAGAAGAGCGACUACGACUAUAAUAAUAAUUAUCAUCAGUAUACCUUACAAACGUACGCAGUUUUAUGGCUGUAUGUGUUACCUUUCAUGCCCGACUUGGAAGACAUCUUUAAACACGCGCUUCCAUUCGCUGCCUCAAUCAGCCUAAUAAACCUCAACACGCUGUCUGAGAAUGGGAUUCAUUGCCGUCUACAAGAAUCUCUGGCAGAGGAUGUAACUCCAAUUCGAUAAUGCAGUUAGAAUUCCAGGUCAUGUCAAUAGGAUUUUAACCAGCAGCUUUCGGCUCAGUUACCUUGAAUCUGUCCAUGGCGCUCAGGAGGGUGAGCGCCAAUGCGUCUAUUCAGCGCCAGAUUGAACACUUGUUGGCGCCAUUUCGGCUAGCGGCUUCAAGUUAAACUAAGGGAAGUCCUUCGUUCUAAUUUCUUUUGUGAAAUCUCGAAAACGUUUUGUGAAAAAUGGGUUUUUAUGUUUUUGGCACUCCCAUAUAACCUUAAUGACGUGCGGUAUUUUCAAAAAAUAGUAUAUUUUUGCGUACAAAGUGCCGUUGUCGCACUUGGGUUGUGCGAAUAAAACCUGUAAACCAUAUAAGACCGAGAGAAUAUCAAUUAUUGUUCUGCUAACUAAGCGGGUGUCAUAUCGCAUCAGCAAAAUGGCAAGACGCGAUGGAUUUAAUGACUAUAUGGCAGCGGCCGGAUUCAACGAGAGCAACUCGUCGUCGUCCGAUAGUUCAGUCAGCGUUCGAACAAGCCGCCAACAAGGAGUUUUUUCAACAAAUUCGCAAAAUCCUCCGAACCUCGAAGAUAUGCGCAGGAGACUAAUGGAAAAGCUAGCGGCUGAAAAGAGCGGUCCCCAAUCUCGGCUAUCUCCAUUGAUGGAUCUCACAGGCAAUAGAUCUGGCAGUGCCGAAGCCUCUACUAGUACAGCGGCAUCAGGCCGUGCUCUUCCUGAUGAUAGUAAUCUAUUACAAGUUUCUGAAGCACAGCAUUCGUUACCGUCUAUCGAAGUUACUCAUCAUGAAAGUCGGAUGACCGUCCGCACGCAGUCUCGAGUUUCUGUUCGAGACCAACGAGGGGCACCAGGAAGCGAGCUAACAAUGAGCCCAAGGGAUGGCGAGAAAAGGUUGCCAAAAGGUCCAUCACGAAGCCCAAAAAAGUCUCGCAGUAAAUUUUCUGCGACUGAAAGACCAACUACCCAAAGACCCGAAUUCAAUCCGAAAGACUACUCAACACCUUUCGUACACCCUGAUCAGCGCGUUUCGCAAGGGGAUUCGGACAGAGACAAAACGUUUAAAGGCGAGUUCGCGUGGCCCUUGCAAAUCCGUAAGCCUGGACCUAAAAGUCGCACUAGUGGUGCUAUAGCUACACCCUCUCGAAUGGAAGACACGCCGCAGUCUAAACAGGGACUAGAUCAGCCUGAGGAGGAAGAGACACCUGCCAGCGACGAAGACGAAGAGCGUGCAAAAAGCCCUGCAGCGCCGACUCGUCCUGCCCGACAGGCCACCGUUGAUCAAAAGUCAUUGCCCGGGCCAAAGUCAAAAAAGCAACAGCAACAGAAGGCUUCUCAUAAAUCACCUGCAAAAAAAACUAUUCCCAAUAAAACAAGCUUAAAAAAAAGAGCGCCGAAGACCGCAAAAACCAUUGCAUCUGCCGAAGUGGGUGAUGAAGUCGACGAACCAGCUUUGUUGGUAGACACAGAUAAUAAAGAUGACGAGCAACAGGCAGAGCCUGCGCGGGCAUCUCCUGUAAAAAAAACGUCUCGUCGAACCGAGACAAUCAAGACAGUUGCAGCUUCUAAGACACAAACGGAAACUGUCCAAGGAAAUAACGAAGCAAGCACAUCGCGUCACGACACUCGACGAAGUUCAGUUACAAGUCGAGACAGAGUGACGGUUAUGGAACCGGUACGGGCGGCGCGAAAGGCGACCCUUAAAGGCCGGCGGAAGCAGUCAGAACCACAGAAACUUGGGACCAAAGUUAGUCGAAUGAUGAGCACGAUAAGACAAAUCAAGCAGCUGCAACUCACUACCAAUCUACUUAUCCCGCGUCUUCCAUUCACCCGAGUUGUGCGCGAGGUGACCCAAGAAAUUACUGGUCCGACAGCGGGAUUUAGGUAUACAGCCGACGCUGUAGAUGCGCUGCAGACUAUAACCGAAUACUAUUUAACAUCAUUGUUCUGUGAUGCAAAUCGAGUAGCAGCACAUGCGAACCGCGUAACGGUGAUGCCUAAAGACCUUGAACUUUUACGGUUGUUAGGACUCGUGGAGCGCGACUGAAGAUUUGAAGAACCUUAGGCGAUUAAGAUUAGGAUAUUUUUUUUUACAAGCGCUGUCAAAAAAUACUGUUAGCUUCAUUCAUUACGAGGCGGUUAAUUAAUAAAAAGAAAAAAUGCAACGCUUUCUACUACGUCAGGGACUGGGAACCGUUGUGAACACCUGAGUAGAACAGUUUCCAAGAUCUGAUUGAUGCUUGCAACGUGCACACGUACUACACCUUAAUUGUAUUUACCCGUUUUUUGGGAGUAAUGCAAACUAUGUUUAUUAUAAUAAAUUUAUUGAUCAUAAUUUGCUGAUAAAUCCUCGAUGAAACACGUUCCUGUACAUAGAGAGAGGUACGUAUGUGUACAUCUGUAAAUGUAUUUGUUGUGUUUUGCAGACAGUAUAUGAAUGUAUUGCUUCGAAGAUAAAAAGUAUGAAUAUGUACAGUGAAAAUUUUACCGUUGCUUUAAAAUUGACUAUUUAUAGAAGAAGAAGAAGAGACACUCAUAAUUUGCCAAUAUUUCAGUAGUAAAAUCAUAUCACACCGGUAUUCUAUUUGGUACUAAUGUGCUGUGGUGCUUUUUUUACGUGCCUCGAAAUGACUGCGGGAACAGCGGCAACGGAAUAUCACAGUCAACAAAAUUAAGUGUAGAGGUUUUGCUAGACUCCUGUGUAACCCUAAAACUGUCAGGUAGGCCAACGUUUGUGUCGUGUUGACAAUCAAGAAAUGUUCAGAGUUCGUCGUUCUUCGAUUCGCCUUAAACGAGUGAUAGCGAGUUGUACUUAGUCAGUAUUGAAAUUAUACCAAUUCAACCAAAAUAAUAAUAUUUGUACAAAAUAAAGGGGUUAAACUGUUCAAAUGUUUAGGCAAAAAAGAAUCAAGAAUAGGAAAGCUUUUUUGUACAAAUAAAAAUACCACCAAACACGUCCCAAGUUGUCAUUUCGUUGUUUGAGUGUACACUGCUGAUGAAUACCAGGCGAUGCGACCGUGCUAAAUUUUGCGUUGGAUUUUUUAAAUUAAAUCUAACUGCCAGCAGCCUUUACCUCGUGCUGUGAACAGAUAAUUUAACCUUAUUUAAUAUUUAGCGCCAUACAUCCCACCUGACAAAGCUCGCGACUUAAUAGGCUGUUAGCAUGCACAUAUUUUUUCACGAUACGAACGGCGUUAAGCAGUAUGACAAUCACGGCUCUAUGGCGGUUUCUAAAUGGAAGUAAAAAUUUAAGAUUGUUUUUUUUAUUAUUGUGGUUAAAAUUUCCGGCAGAACACAAUCGGCAAAUUAGAUAUGCUUAUUAGAUACAGGUUAUAUAUCUUAAAGCGCUGAUUUAGAUAAAAUACGCGAAGCACAUUUCAGUUUGUUAGCACAGGUGCUUUACCCUCUUCUGUAAGUAGGUUUGAUAUGAAAACAAUUGUUAGCAAGUUUCUAACUUACAGUAACUGAAUGAAUAAAACUUUUACACUUUUCAAAAUUUCAUAUCAAGCAAUGUUAAACCUCUUCGAUAUUGUUAUAUGAGCAGAUGCAUCAAAGAAAUCAUCUGAGAUUCUAAUAAUGCUUAAAAAACAACUCAAUACAAGGUUACCAAAACUGUAAUUAAAGAUGAGUAAAAUUAUAAUAAUAAAUAAUAUAAGAUGAGUAAUUGCUACAUCACCUCCAAAUUACACUCCUGUUGAAAGUGUCUAGUUUUGCCAUGCCAUCUUGCAUCAUAAUAGGGGUUUUUCUGCAGAAUCGAAGCAAUAAGCUAAAUGAGCUUAUGAGGAAUUCCUUAAAAUGUUU
This is a messenger RNA of Varroa destructor (honeybee mite), 4027 nucleotides long. RefSeq lists its product as uncharacterized. Gene Ontology annotation, cellular component: nucleosome. The record is from RefSeq and is a predicted model, not a curated record. NCBI's taxonomy places the organism in Eukaryota, Metazoa, Arthropoda, Arachnida, Mesostigmata, Varroidae. Gene Ontology annotation, molecular function: DNA binding; protein heterodimerization activity; structural constituent of chromatin.